GAAGAACCUCAGAAUUCUUAUACACAGUUAAUUUGGACACAGGUUACUGUCAGAGUCUAUUAUUGCAGCUCCAUUUAUCGAAUCUACCAUAGAAGAUUCCAAGAACUGUUUGAUAUACAUCUACACUACAGAAGAUUCCAAAAAUGCUUUAGCUUAGCUUUGAGUUAAUUGAUUUAUUUGUAGUCCCACUCAGUUCAUCCUCCGACUUCUUCUCAGAUCAGCACGCCCUCUAGAACUUGCACUUUCCUUUUUCUGUUUGAAAUUCUGUACCCUUUUGACUCCAGAAUGUCAUUAUUUUUGUUGCAGUUUAUUCCAGAUAUCGGGUUUGGGGCAAUGCGAGUUUUUAUGGCUCUGCUGAUGGUAUUCUGGGCUCUGGUGAGCCUUGAAGGGGUGAUAUCACAUGGAGUUCAGCCUCUUUCGAGAAUUGCCAUUCACAAGACUGUUUUUGCUAUUGAUAAUGAUGCUUACAUUAAAGCCUCUCCAUCAAUUCUAGGAAUUAAUGAGCAAAACAAAGAAUGGGUGACUUUGAAAUAUGAAAACCCAAGGCCAUCGAAUGAUGAUUGGAUUGGAGUAUUUUCUCCGUCUAAUUUUAGCUCAUCUACCUGCCUCCCUGAAAAUCCACGAGUGGGCUCUCCAUUUUUGUGUACUGCACCUAUAAAGUAUCAAUUUGCUAACUACACCAGCCCAAAGUAUAAGCAUACGGGAAAAGGAUCUUUGAGGUUUCAGUUGAUUAACCAAAGAUCCGACUUUUCAUUUGGAUUAUUUUCUGGUGGAGUUUUAAAUCCGAAGUUCGUGGCAUUGUCAAAUACAAUUGCCUUUGCUAAUCCAAACGCACCAGUAUACCCACGCUUAGCACAAGGAAAAACAUGGAAUGAAAUGACUGUGACCUGGACAAGUGGAUAUGAUAUCAGUGAGGCAGAGCCUUUUGUCGAAUGGGGUCCGAAAGGAGAAAAACAAAAACGUUCUCCAGCUGUUACACUCACUUUUGAUCGUAACAGCAUGUGUGGUGCACCAGCUAGAACUGUCGGAUGGCGCGAUCCUGGAUUCAUUCAUACUGGUUUUCUGAAGGAGUUAUGGCCCAAUUCAGUGUACACCUACAAAUUGGGCCAUAAGUUGUUCAAUGGUUCAUACAUAUGGACUCGGACUUACAAAUUCAAAGCAUCUCCUUAUCCCGGUCAAAACUCUUUGCAACGAGUUGUCAUUUUUGGUGACAUGGGAAAGGAUGAAUAUGAUGGCUCAAAUGAGUAUAAUAAUUUUCAACGUGGCUCCCUUAACACUACCAAGCAACUUAUCGAUGACUUGAAGAACAUUGAUAUAGUCUUCCACAUUGGAGAUAUCUGUUAUGCUAAUGGAUAUGUUUCACAGUGGGAUCAGUUUACUUCUCAGAUUGAGCCAAUUGCUUCGAGUGUACCUUACAUGAUUGCAAGUGGCAACCAUGAGCGAGACUGGCCUGGGACAGGGUCAUUCUAUGGGAACAUGGAUUCAGGCGGAGAAUGUGGUGUCUUGGCUGAAACUAUGUUUUUUGUUCCUGCUGAAAACCGAGAUAAAUUCUGGUAUUCAACUGACUAUGGAAUGUUCCACUUCUGCAUAGCCGACACAGAACAGGACUGGAGAGAGGGAACUGAGCAAUAUAAAUUCAUCGAGCACUGUUUGGCGUCUGUAGAUAGACAAAAGCAACCUUGGCUGAUAUUCCUUGCACAUCGGGUUUUGGGUUAUUCUUCAGAUUAUUCCUAUGCAAUCGAAGGAUCUUUUGCAGAACCAAUGGGGAGAGAACUUCAGAAACUUUGGCAGAAGUAUAAAGUCGAUAUAGCCAUGUUUGGACACGUUCAUAAUUAUGAAAGGACUUGUCCUGUUUACCAGAACAUCUGUACAAAUAAGGAGAAGAACUUCUAUAAGGGCUCCUUAAACGGAACAAUACACGUAGCUGCUGGGGGAGGAGGAGCAAGCCUUUCUGAGUUCACAACCAUCAAACCGAAUUGGAGUAUUUACCGAGAUUUUGAUUAUGGGUUCGUGAAACUGACAGCAUUCGACCAUUCAAACCUGCUGUUCGAGUACAAAAAAAGCAGAGAUGGUAAAGUUUACGAUUCUUUCAGGAUAUCCCGGGAUUAUAGAGACAUCUUGGCCUGCACUAUCGAUAGCUGUCCUAGUAUGACCCUGGCUUCUUAACUUGCAUGUUGGAGGGAUUUUGAAUUGAUUCGCAUGUUUCGUACCUUUGAAGGCAUACGAAUCCCAUCUUUGCAUCAGAAAAAGAAGGGCUAGAAAAAGUUCAUUUAGUUGCAAUGCAGUUUAUAUAUGUUGUUGUGCUGAGAAAAAGAGAGGAGUGAAAAAGAAUAACUAGUUUGAAUCAUGUGCUGUAAUUUUAUAUUGAUACAGUUUAAUUGACAUACAAGUGAUUUAAUUGCAAAUUCUCUCAAGUUAAGUAAUUAUAAAAGCUAGCAAAUUAAUUUCAUGU
Messenger RNA from Olea europaea var. sylvestris, 2452 nucleotides. RefSeq names its product probable inactive purple acid phosphatase 1. Gene Ontology annotation, molecular function: acid phosphatase activity; metal ion binding. The record is from RefSeq and is a predicted model, not a curated record. The transcript is spliced from 13 exons. NCBI's taxonomy places the organism in Eukaryota, Viridiplantae, Streptophyta, Magnoliopsida, Lamiales, Oleaceae. Bases 286 to 2166 code for a protein of 626 amino acids.